AUGAGUCGCCUAGGGAUGGUGCAGCAGAAAAUGCCCUGCCUGUUUGUGACUCAGGUGAAAGCGGAGCCUUCGGCCAAGUGGAAGCGCCAGCCUUUUAAAGUGUUGGCCAUGAAAACAAUUAAUCAAAAGGCAUUAGAUGCAAAUAUAUACAAUGCAAUCCCAACUGAAAAGGUGGGUGGAACUUGCUGCUACAUAACAACAUACAAAGAUGAUGUGAAAGAGUUGGGGCAACCAUACCUAUGGGCCCGGCUAGAUAGAAAAACAAAUAAGCAAGCUGAGAAAAGGUUUAAAUGAUCGGUGCACUCAGCAGACAACUCAAAAGCAUUUACUUGGAUUAUCGAAGAAGACGUCAAGUCUGUCCGUGAAUGUUGGAUUCCCGCAAAGCAAAUAGAACACUGCAAUGGGAAGCCUUUUCCUGAUGAAAAUAGACCAUUGUAAGCCCCGGGUUGGCUGACCUGGAAAAAAAACAGCAAACAAUAUUGUUGGCAUACUUCUGUUGUUGACUAUGAAUUUGAGUUAGCUCUCAUUAUGAAGAAUCACACUGAGGAACCUGGUUUUCUGGAAAUCAGUCUAGUCCCCUUGUCUGAUCUUUCAGAACAGACACUGGAGCUUAUUGGAACAAACAUUAAUGCAAACCUGUAUGGCUUAGGCGACAAGAAAUACCCUAUACACUUUCUUGUCCCACAUGGAAUGUUUCAAAUUAAAAACACUCCUGCACUGAAUCACGACGACUUAUUGUCUUGGUUUGAUGGAUGCAAAGAGGGGAAAAUUGAAGGAAUUGUGUGGCGCUGUAUUGAUGGAAAUUUAAUUAAGCUCCAUUGGCAUCAUCUUGGCUUGUGCUGGCCAAUUGCAGACCUUUAUUUAAUUUCUCAACCAGUUAUUGUCACCUUUAGUGGUGCCAAAUAUGACUAUAACUUUGAGCCAAAGACACUUUUUCAUUAUGUUUCUAAGUUGGAGGGACAAAGACUUAAUAGUCUCAGAGAUAUAAUGGGUAAACUGUGACCAGAUUUUUUUAAAAUAGGCAGAUAUAUGACUGUUCAUUCCUUUUACGCGA
Molecule: messenger RNA, 1054 nt
Organism: Rhineura floridana
Lineage: Eukaryota; Metazoa; Chordata; Lepidosauria; Squamata; Rhineuridae
Gene: RLIG1
Product: RNA 5'-phosphate and 3'-OH ligase 1
Exons: 8
Biological process (GO): response to reactive oxygen species
Molecular function (GO): RNA ligase (ATP) activity
Source: RefSeq, a predicted model, not a curated record